Molecule: messenger RNA, 1006 nt
Organism: Xiphias gladius (swordfish)
Lineage: Eukaryota; Metazoa; Chordata; Actinopteri; Istiophoriformes; Xiphiidae
Product: trypsinogen-like protein 3
Exons: 5
Coding region: 55-819 (254 amino acids)
Biological process (GO): proteolysis
Molecular function (GO): serine-type endopeptidase activity
Source: RefSeq, a predicted model, not a curated record
AUCACACAUUAUUGGAGCUACCGAAAAACACAAAGAAAACAACAGAUAAACAGAAUGAAUCUUCUACUUCCGAUGGUUGCUUUGGGGCUUGCAGGAGCGUCUCCCCUGGAGGACUACAAGGUGUGCCAGCCUCAUUCCAAACCCUGGCAGGUUUAUCUGCAUGGUGGAGGAGUAUCCUGCAGCGGAGCUCUCAUUGACCAAUGGUGGAUUGUAACCUCCUCUGAGUGCACACCUAGCUCCUACAGCACCAUUGCAUCCCUCGGAGAACACGACGUGACGGCGGAGGAGGGCACCGAGCAGCACGUUCCUGUCGCUGACGUGAUCCGUCACAGCCCUUACCGCUCGCCCCUGCACAGCCUCAUGAUGGUCCGUCUGGCCAGGCCAGCCCACUUCAACCAGUACGUCCAGCCCAUCCCUCUGCCCAGUCGCUGUCCACAGCCUGGAGAGACCUGCUACGUCAGUGGCUGGGGCUCCACCAUCCCAAACCAAUAUGAGCCUCCUCAACGUCUCAAGUGUAUAACUGUGCCUGUUGUGGAUGACCAGACUUGUAUGAACACAUUCCCGGAGUUCCUGUUCUGGAGCCUGGGCAUGGUCUGCGCUGGUCAAGUAAACACAGAUAACUGCUUGAAUAAUGGUGGCAGUGUGAUGGUGUGCGAUGGCCAGCUGCAGGGUGUGCAAUGGUUCAGAAAUGGCUGCAGCAACCCAGCUCACCCCACUGUCUACACCAAGCUGUGCAAGUACAAUAACUGGAUCAACAAUGUAAUGGACCGUUAUGCUUCCAUUCUGCCAACUGAAACCACUCCAAGGAUGAUGACAUGAGGCACCACAGAGACACAUUUAUUCACAGAUUAAAUGUAAACAUUAUUAUUAACUUGGCUCCCGGCCACUUUUCAGGCCUGGUUUAGUGGCUGAACGUAUAGUUUAUGGGUUGCUCUUUCAGUCAAUUAAGCAAGACACAGUAUUACACUUAGUGGAAGUUUUACUCUAGAUAACAAUAACUGACAUA